CGACACCAUUUGCGCUUGUUUCUUCCCCGCUCUCACUACUCUGUGGAAACUAAAAGGAAGCAACUUUCUCUCUCUCUCUCUCUUCCUUAUAGAUAGCUGCUUACCGGCAGAUACAUAUACCAUAUUUACUGCGCAAUCGAACCUCACCGGUGGAUGCUUUUGGGGAGCCAAGCCGCUUUGAGCCCGUCAAUCCAGCAAGAAAUUAAUCGGUCCUCCGGUCGCCGGAAUGUCUAACAACCCGUCGGACGGAUCAUCCGAAGACUUCUUCGAGCAAAUGCUAGGGUUUCCAACAUACGCCGCCGCAGCCGCCGACCCUAAUUUGGCGGGAACGCCAUCAGCGUCUCCGAUGAUGCUCCAGCUCGGCUCCGGGGACGGCUCCGCUCACCUCGGUGGUUUUAGGAUCGGGAUGGGGCUGGGAGGGAUCGGGGCUCCUUUCCACGUAGGCGGUGCCGGCGGGCCGUUCCCGCUGGGGCUGAGUUUGGAGCAGGGGAGAGGGGAGUUUAUGAAGAUGAACGAUGUUUCUGGUAAUAGCUUGAAGAUGGAUUGCAGACCCUCGUCUUCUAUGAAACCUGGAUACCAUGGCCAGCUGAUGCCAAGUUCAGUUCCUGCUAUGCCACAUCCACCCACGGUUCGACCAAGGGUGCGGGCAAGGCGAGGCCAGGCAACUGAUCCACACAGUAUUGCUGAGAGAUUACGCAGGGAAAGAAUAGCAGAAAGAAUUAGAGCAUUGCAGGAGUUGGUUCCCAGUGUUAAUAAGACUGAUCGAGCAGUUAUGCUCGAUGAAAUUGUGGAGUAUGUGAAGUUCCUUAGACUUCAAGUCAAGGUGUUGAGCAUGAGCAGAUUGGGGGGAGCUGGUGCGGUAGCACCACUAGUUACGGACAUGCCAAUUUCAUUGCUUGAGGAAGAGGGUGGCGGCGAAGCAGGAAAAAGUCAACCUGCGUGGGAGAAAUGGUCAAGCGAUGGCACGGAACGACAGGUUGCGAAACUGAUGGAAGAGAACGUUGGGGCAGCAAUGCAGUUUCUUCAAUCCAAGGCACUCUGUAUCAUGCCCAUCUCCCUCGCGUCCGCCAUCUACCACUCUCUGCCACCUGACACCAGCACCUUCUUGAAACCCGAAACGCACCCUCACUCGUAGAAAAACGACACUCCCAGAAAAAAGGGCCACCCACUUACACCUCUCACCCCAUCUUCUUACAGACAACACAUGUACUUAUUCAGUGUCUCUGUAAGAAUGUGUGAGGUGAGAGUUGGUGUCACAUUUGGGCUGGUGACCCAAGGUUAAUUAUUCCUCCCAGAAUGUCCAUCCCCCCCCCCUUCAUCCUUUCUUUGAACAUUGUUAGAGUGGAAAUCAGAGUCAGGGGGGGCCACAACCUUUGUUUUUUCACUUGAGUUUUAUUUUGUUUUUAUUAAAGACCCUGUUUGGUAUGGUGUAUUCCUGUGUUUUUAAAAUAACCAAAUUAAGAUGUUGCUGGCCACACCAUGGCAAAUUGUCAAACGCACCUACUGUAGAUUUGUAGGCUGCUGCACUAUUUUAUGUACUCCUCGGUCCCACCCAAAAAGUCUUUCCUGUUUCAUUUUUUGUGCAUCCCAUAAAACACUUCUACCGACAUUUAAAAUGCCUAAAAUUUACAACAUUUCUUCUUUAUUGUGGGUAGAAGUUAUUUUGAAAGUUUUUUUUGCAUUCAAGACGAGAUAUAAGUUUUUUAUGGGAUGCGCAAAAAAUGAAACAGGAAAGACUUU
This is a messenger RNA of Cuscuta campestris, 1740 nucleotides long. Lineage: Eukaryota; Viridiplantae; Streptophyta; Magnoliopsida; Solanales; Convolvulaceae. The record is from the annotation of a GenBank genome assembly.